This is a messenger RNA of Drosophila bipectinata, 729 nucleotides long. RefSeq lists its product as uncharacterized. The record is from RefSeq and is a predicted model, not a curated record. Lineage: Eukaryota; Metazoa; Arthropoda; Insecta; Diptera; Drosophilidae.
UAGCAGGCCUGGUGGGGCACAUCAGUAUUUGGGGCUGAAACUGGCAUUCCUUCGAGACUCACUUGCUAGUCGGACACAAAAUUGUUGCCACACCCUCCAUUUCUUCCCUCCGUCCAGUCCACUUUCGUCCUUUUGUUAUUCCCUUUUUUUUCUCAUCGAACUAAAUUUUGAAGCGAUAAUGCCGGCCGCUUAGAUACUGGACUUUGGAGAGGAAUCGGGAGCAGGUUGGAUCAGCAGUCGGGUAUAGCUGGAAAUCAGUAACCAAAAGGAUAUAGACAGGAUGCCGGUCACCUACAAGACACGAGCCCUGCCGGCACAGCGCCGCCUAGUGCCGAACCUGCUGCGGAGCAUCCUGCGCCUCCUGGAGGAAGCCCAUCGACCCAUGAGCGUCACCGAGGUGAUCGCCGCCCUGGGUAUCACCUAUCGCCGCACCGAUCCGGAAUUCCAACGCCAGGUCAGGAUUAAUCUGCGGGACGGUGUGGCUUACGGCAUCUUGAAACGCCAGAAGGAUCAUUUCUCCCUGAGGUCCCGGCGACUGGGCGAGCUGAUGGCUCAUCUGGAUCCCUCCAACCCACACCGAUAGAACUGGACUAGAGGAUCAGAUAAGCCCCAAAACAUAAAUUAUUGAAAUUCAUACUGAAUCUUAUGUAAAACACAUUAUCUGAUAUAAUAUCCAAGAAUCUUCUUAUGAUUCCUAUUGGAUUCCUAAUUAUAAUUAAAUAAAAUAAU